AUGGGGUCGGAGAUCGAUGAGCGCUUCGAGUUUGACGCGCCCCGGUUCUAUGACUUCCAGACCAUGACCUCCGACUGCAGCCCUGCGGACGUGUGGUUUGACACUGCUCCCGAGGGACCUGGCAAGCGGCCGGCAGGGCCUGACGGUAACCGCGAGCCGUUCAAGAGCCUGCAGACCGGCGGCGACCAGGGCGCCACGCAGCAGGGCGAGCCGCCGGCCGCGCAGGCUCCCAAGGAGAAGAGCAAGACAGCAGAUGCUGGCGACGCGGCCGCCGGCCCCUCCAAGACCCAGAGCGCGUCCAACAUUGUCACCUCCUGGGGUGACGCCACCCGCGCCGGCAUCAAGCGCACGCGGUCCCAGGCGGACGAGAAGCCGUCUGCGGGCGAGCAGCCCCCUGCUCGCGGCGCCGGCGCACAUGCCACCGGCGCCCAGGGGCCCUCCACCACGCGCAGCGCCGCCGGGCCCGGCGCUCACGGGACCGGCGCCGCUGCUGCGGGCGCUGCAGGGCCCAGCUCCCGGGGCCCCAGCGCCGCCGACGCCGGGCCCUCGAGCCGCGCGCCGCCCGCGGCCGGCGACGCCGGCGCGGGCGGCCACAAGGCGCGGCGCGUGAGCGCGCAGCCGGCGGCGCCGGCGUCGGCGGAGAAGCGUGCGGAGCCGCCGGUGACGCGCAGCAUGUCGCGGCUGCUGCGGCUCGCGUUCACGCCCAUCCCUGAGCGCAAGGCGAAGCACUUCAGCCCGCCGAAGACCCGCAACGCCCGCACCACCGCCAAGCCGCGCACGCCCUCGCACAAGCGCGGCGCGCGCGACGCCGGCGCGCGGCUGCACCGGGUGCUGGGUGCCAAGAUCUCCAAGCCCAGCCGCUCCACCAAGCCGCUGACUCUGCCGGAGGACAUGGAGCUCGCCACCACCAAGAGGGCCGCGCGCGGCGCCAAGGCGGGCGACCAGGCACCCGCGGCCAGCCCCUACAAGUCCCUGGCUGAGAAGGUGCACGACUUCCAGUCCAAGACGCCGCAGCGCUUCAGGGCGCAGCCCAAGGGCGCCGCGGGCCAGCGCACCGGGUCGGCGGGGGCGAGCAGGGGCGGGGCGCGGCAGCAGGCGCAGCAGCAGCAGCAGCAGCACCAGCCGCAGAUCACGGAGGCCAAGACGCCUGUGCUGUGGACGUCCACGCGCGCGCGGCCGCGGCGCUUCAAGACGCGCGAGGAGGAGGAGGAGGAGGCGAUGCAGCACGAGAGGGAGGCGGGCUUCCACGCGCGGCCCGUCGACCCCGCGGUGAUGAGCGGCGCCGCCGCCGCCCGCACCAACCCGCCGGACGCCGCGCGGCGCCCGCUGACGGAGGUCAAGCCCUUCGCGUUCGCCGUCGACCGGCGCGCGCUGUCGCGCUCCCGCGGCCGCGCGUCUGUCGCCGAUGGCGGCGGCGAGGGGCUCGCACGGGACGGGCCGCAGACGCGGCUGCGGGCGUCGCAGGCUGGGGGCGGCGGCCGCAGCAUCCUGGACGGCGGGAUCCUGGGCGCCGCAGCGCCAGGCGCCGGCGCCGGCGCGCGCCCCAACCGCCCGGUCUCUGCCGGGCGGCAGCGGCCCGCGGCGGCGGGGCAGGAGCGCCCGGCCUCGGCCGGGCGCGCGCGGCCCAGCCUGACGAUCCCCAAGUCGCCGCUGCUGCGCACCAAGAUCCGCCACCACUCGCCGCCGCAGCAGCGCGCGCUGCCCAAGACAGAGUUCAAGGCCCGCCCCGCGCCCACCUUUGACGCCAUUGGCGCCACUGCUGUGCCCUACGUGCCCCCCAAGGAGGUGACCCACCCACAGCCGUUCCACCUGAUGACAGACGACCGCCACAGGCAGCACGAGGCGCAGCAGCGCGCCAAGCUGGAGGAGCAGCGCCGCAUGGAGGAGCGCAGGCGGCGCGUGUCUGCGCGGCCGCUGCCGCUGACGACGGACAUGCCCGCGGUGCCGCCGCGGCCGGCGCCCAGGGAGCUCACGCUGCCGGCGCCAUACAGGCUGCGCAGCGAGGCGCGCCACAUUGACGCGGUCCACAAGCACCAGGAGGACCUGGCGCGCGAGGAGGAGGAGCGCCGCAGGGCCGCCGAGUUCAAGGCGCGCGGCUUCCCGGGGGGGAUAGCGAGCUCCCAUGCGCCGCUGUAG
Messenger RNA from Monoraphidium neglectum, 2136 nucleotides. RefSeq lists its product as hypothetical. Gene Ontology annotation, biological process: activation of protein kinase activity; regulation of mitotic spindle organization. The transcript has 12 exons. Gene Ontology annotation, cellular component: microtubule; spindle. Lineage: Eukaryota; Viridiplantae; Chlorophyta; Chlorophyceae; Sphaeropleales; Selenastraceae. The record is from RefSeq and is a predicted model, not a curated record. Bases 1 to 2136 code for a protein of 711 amino acids.